Stegodyphus dumicola is the source of this 856-nucleotide messenger RNA. RefSeq names its product clotting factor G beta subunit-like. Gene Ontology annotation, molecular function: serine-type endopeptidase activity. NCBI's taxonomy places the organism in Eukaryota, Metazoa, Arthropoda, Arachnida, Araneae, Eresidae. Gene Ontology annotation, biological process: proteolysis. The record is from RefSeq and is a predicted model, not a curated record.
UUUUGUAUAAGCCCAGGAACGUACUACAAUGUUUUUGUAAUCUCCUCACGAAUCCAAAACCCAUCCCGAAACCGGAUUCGAAUAGUUCAGUAGUUUUAAAGAGCUGCUAUUUGCGCAAUGGAUGUUACGCAAAAUCCCUGCAGUCUUUUAAAAGUGCUUUGCUAACGAGCAUUCUAUUAAUCGCCAAGCUUUGAACGGUGAAGUCGACCUGCACUCGAAUGUCUGUGAAUGAAUUUUUGUAACAGGAUAGUGAGGAGCGAUUAAACCAGUUACUGCAAUGAAAAUUUCAUUGCGAAUAUUACCUUUUUUGUUAUUUAUGCUGUUUAUAAUUCACAUAUCAGAUUCCGUUGAAGAAGAGGAAGAUGAGGAAGAUUCAGAUGAGCUCUCCAGGACGUUUAGACUGCAAGGCUCUGACCGACCCUGCUCUUACCGUCGCCGUCAGGGCUUCUGUAAAAAGCGAUCCGAUUGCAAAAGACCUACGCGUCAUACAUGCAGGAUAGGCCUUGAUCCAAUUGUCUGCUGCUUGGAUGAGAGGAAAGUAACUACUACAAUCAGAACGACGUUGCCACCGAAAACAAGAAGACCAAGUCAACCGAAGCCUAAGCCUGACAACAUUCGUGGUAUUGACUUGACCUUUCGUGGUUGUGGAACUCGGUCUCCCAAAGAUCCGGAUGCAGACAAAGUAGCUAAUAACGCCGACACCAGUGGCAGAAGAAGAGGUGGUCUGUUUUCUCGUCGAUUAGGAAAGAGAUCCAUCUUCAAUCCAGAAUAUAUUGGUCUUUCAAGAAGGCGAAGGAAUGUUCAGCACGUCAUUGUAGGAGGAGUAGCGGCCGUUGAAAAUUCAUGGCCAUGGAUG